This is a messenger RNA of Mizuhopecten yessoensis (Yesso scallop), 1902 nucleotides long. Its product is annotated as heterogeneous nuclear ribonucleoprotein 87F-like. The coding region runs from base 99 to 1121 and encodes 340 amino acids. Gene Ontology annotation, molecular function: RNA binding. The transcript has 11 exons. The record is from RefSeq and is a predicted model, not a curated record. Lineage: Eukaryota; Metazoa; Mollusca; Bivalvia; Pectinida; Pectinidae.
AAUAAUUCGAAUCACGUGACAUUUCUCUUCAAGCCGCCGUCUACAACAGGAAGAAGAAAGGAUUUCAUAUUGUAAGAAGAAAAUAAAACAGAAACAAAAUGUACCAAAACCACAGCAGAGGAGGACAACGACGUCAGUAUCCACGUGCAGAACAGGACCCAGAAGCUGAACAGUUCAGAAAAAUCUUCAUUGGAGGUUUAAGUUAUGAGACAACAGAAGAAGGCUUGAAAGAGCAUUUUGGGAAAUGGGGCGAGAUCACUGACUGUGUUGUAAUGAAAGAUCCUAACACUAAAAGGUCAAGAGGCUUCGGGUUCAUCACUUACAAGUACGCAUCGGAAGUGGAUUUGUCCCAAGAAAACCGACCUCACAAGAUUAACACCAGAGAUGUAGAGACAAAAAGGGCAAUGCCAAGGGAGUUUAACGAACCACAGGAGUCGACAAAGAAGAUGUUCAUUGGUGGUCUGAAGGAUGACACUUCGGAAGACCAAGUGAAGGAAGCCUUCUGUACUUAUGGAGAUAUUGAACGAGUUGAUCUCAUUCGGGAUAAGGAAAGUAACAAAGUCAAAGGAUUCGGCUUCGUAGAAUUCCAGGAUACUGACUCAGUUGACAAAUGUGUUCUAAAGAAAUUCUUCACACUGAAUGGAAAAGAAGUGGAGGUAAAAAAAGCUGUUGCUAAGGAAAAUCAACGGGGUGGAGACUCUGGCCGCGGGGGACGUGGUGGGGGACGAGGAGGUAGAGGUGGUGGAGGUCGUGGAUUCAAUGACUGGAACCAAGGUGGCUACAACCAGGGUGGUUACAAUCAGGGUGGUUACAAUCAGGGAAAUUACGGAAACAGUUAUGGAAACCAAGGAGGUGGUGGUGGUGGAUAUGGAAACGGGUACGGUAACCAAGGCGGAGGAGGAGGAGGAUGGAACCAGAACAGUGGUGCUGGCGGUGGAGGUUACGACAACUACAGUGGGGGAUAUGGUAACCAAGGCGGAAACAACUAUGGUGGUAAUUUUGGCCAGAAUUAUGGAGAUAAUUAUGGAGGUGGCGCCAUGAAGAACAGUUACUCGAACCGUGGACAGGGACCCUAUGGAUCUGGUGGAUACAACAACAGUGGUGGAUACAACAGACGAUGAAGUCAUCCAAGAUCAUCAAUAGGUGUACUUCUCAGGCAGGUAUAGAGAAAGCAAUAGUACCAGCAGAAGUUAUACAGGCAGGCAGAUUCUCAGGAAAUCAUACAUAGCUUGGUAGCUAGCCUAAAGUAGUAGGUUAUGGUCGGCUCACUACAGCAUUGUGACAACUACUGGAUGUACAUAAGUUACCAGCUCCUUCGGGUCUUAACACAUAGUGGACUAGUUUACACAUUAUUGCCCUUCGUUAUUAUCCGUGAGGCAUAGACUUAUAAAGGAUUUGUAUGGCCCAGUGUGCAGCAUCCCUUAGCGUAGGACCAUGUCUGCCAUACAGUCCUAUGAUGUGUAUAAAACGUAAUGUAACAAACCCUGAACAGCACUGUGCUGUAGUGACCUAUUCAAAUUGCUAUGAAGCUAUGAACAGCAGUGUCCCAUGAUUGUAGAGUUACCUUAAGUUAAGGUAGAGCUCCAUAUCACACUGAGACUACUUAUGGAUUGAAUCGAGGAUUACUUGCGUUUCUACUCUGGAGAUCUUGCUGUAAGCUGAAUAAUUGUGUUAUCCAGCAGAAAUUGAAAUUGCUUUUAAAUAGACCAGGCUGAGGAUUACACCUACUCUUCAUUCAAUCAUUUCUUCGUCAGUGCAUUUCAUUCACGUAGAGGAACGAAAUCUCUACUUUAUAUUUUUUCCCAUUGUCUGUUGUACCAUUAUUUUAUCAUGCGUGUUGUCGUUUUAAUGUAUUAGCUCCUCUAGCAGGAAAGAUCGAGGAAUAAAAUAUAUAGGAUAUUC